AUGUGUGAUCAUGAGGCGAUCAUCUAUCUCUCAAGCCUUGGCCCUGGCCUUCGUGGAGGGGAGACGGUUUUCCCGGUCGCUCUGGACCCACAAAAGGAAGGUCCGCCAAGCGAGGCCGAAGAACGAAUGAUCGAGGCAGCUGGUGAACUCCUUGAUGUGAGUUUGGAUCACACGGACAAGGUGCUGGAUGAAACACGGCUUGAUAUUGUUGAUGCCGCACGCAUCAAACAGGCAGCACGCGACCUGCUUUUUCACGCAGACCACGGAUCCACUGGCUUGAGAGUUACUCCAUCCCAAGGCAGCGCCUGCCUUUUUUGGACGCGCCAGGAUGAUGGUGAGAUCGAUCGUUUCUCCUGGCACGGAGGCGCGCCUGUAGUGCCAGAUGCAGACACCGCCCAGCGACUGAAGCCGGAGAUGCAGGGUUGGAAGUGGACGUUGCAGAAAUUCAAGGAAGUCCCGGUGGAUGUGCGUUCCAACGCCAGCAAGAUGGCAGAUUUUGUGCGCAGGACGCGCAGAGAAGCAUUUGAUAAAUUUGGUUGA
Symbiodinium pilosum is the source of this 540-nucleotide messenger RNA. NCBI's taxonomy places the organism in Eukaryota, Dinophyceae, Suessiales, Symbiodiniaceae. The record is from the annotation of a GenBank genome assembly.